AUGCCGAAUUACAUGGCAGUUGACUCAACCCAAACAAAUAUCUGAAAAGCGACGUCGCUUCAGUGAGUCAGAAACCUCGUCUUUCCGUUUGUAGCUGAGCAGCUUCACCGCCUCCACCUCAACGAGCAAUUCACACCAAGGUGCGCCUUUGAAGAGCUUUAGAGUUGGUCUGAGAUGGAUACAUCACAGAAUGCAACAGCAGGAAUCGGUGGGAGUGGUGGAAACGGAACGUUGGUCCCUCAAACCAAUGAUACAGCUGGACCGGCAGUGGUUGAUGGUCCAAAGCAAAACCUGAAUCAGGUCAUUAACUCUAUUCAGAAAACCUUAGGCCUCAUUCACCAACUCUACCUCACCGUGUCUUCGUUCAAUUCCGCGUCUCAGCUCCCCCUCCUCCAACGCCUAAAUGCUCUUGUUAUGGAGCUUGACAACAUGGCUAAGCUAUCAGAAAAAUGCAAUAUCCAGGUUCCUAUGGAAGUUUUUAAUUUGAUCGAUGAUGGGAAGAAUCCUGAUGAAUUCACAAGGGAUGUCAUUAACGGCUGCAUUGCCAAGAAUCAGAUCACAAAAGGAAAAACUGAUACCUUCAAGAGUUUACGCAAACAUCUCCUGGAGGAACUUGAACAGGCUUUUCCGGAUGAAGUUGAAUCUUACAGAGACAUACGUGCUGCAUCUGCUGCUGAAACAAAACGGCUUGCACAAGCUCAGAGCACACUACCAAAUGGAGAUGUGAAGGUCAAGCCAGAGCUUUAAGUGUAUGAUUCGUUUAUGUAUCAUGUUGUUACUGUCCACAUCUUGCCGUGCUUGUAAUCUACCAAGUAGUGAAUUCAAAAUGAUGAGUGAUUCUAUAUUACAUGUGUAGUUCCUUAAACAUGUGGGAGCUUAAUGACUUUGUUCACCUUUACACCUAUAUGCCUAGAUACUUUGUCAAUUUACUUUGUAAUAUAGUAAUUUUUUUUGUAAAAAUCAUGUUAUUGGCGU
Messenger RNA from Malus domestica (apple), 975 nucleotides. Its product is annotated as mediator of RNA polymerase II transcription subunit 10b. Gene Ontology annotation, cellular component: mediator complex. Gene Ontology annotation, biological process: positive regulation of transcription by RNA polymerase II. The record is from RefSeq and is a predicted model, not a curated record. Lineage: Eukaryota; Viridiplantae; Streptophyta; Magnoliopsida; Rosales; Rosaceae. Gene Ontology annotation, molecular function: transcription coregulator activity.